ACAGAGAGAUAAAAGAAAAUGAUAGAAAAAUCUUUGUUCAAAAUGGCAAAAUAUGAUUUGCCUUUUAGGCCAAUACAAACUUGAAAAUUAUCAAAUCAAAUCAUUGAACCAAAAUCAAAGGGAAACGACCUUUCAACCGACAAACAACAAGUUAUUCCCGCAAAUUUCUUAUCUUUGACCUCACUCUCUCUUCCUCAUCAUUAUUAUUCUUAAAUAUAAAGCAAAACCCACUUCAAGAAAGCUAUCAGAUUGGCGUUCUUGAAUAGAUAUUUCAAAAAAAAAAAAAAAUGGGUGUUUUUUCUGGUCAUUGGCCUUCUCAAUCAGAGUUGGAUAACAUACGAAAGAAAGUGGCUGAAUUGUCUGGUAGAGAUGCUCAGGAGGUCAGGGUGGUUGUAUCACCUUACAGGAUUUGUCCAUUGGGCGCUCACAUUGAUCAUCAGGGUGGAACUGUUUCAGCUAUGACAAUCAAUAAGGGUAUACUACUUGGUUUUGUUCCCUCUGAUGACACCCAGGUUAUAUUGCAAUCUGGGCAAUUUAAAGGAGAAGUUCGGUUCAGAGUAGAUGAAGUUCAGCUUCCUAAGCAUAUGACCAAUACAAAUGGUUUAAAUGAACAAAUGGAGUUAUCCAAACCUCUGGAAGAAUGUAAAUGGGGUAACUAUGCUAGAGGAGCAUUAUACGCCCUGCAAAGCAGAGGAAAUCACCUGGAAAAGGGUAUCACUGGAUUUAUCUGUGGUUCUGAAGGUCUUGACAGUUCAGGUCUCAGCUCUUCUGCCGCUGUUGGUAUAGCAUAUCUUUUGGCUUUUGAAAGUGCGAAUGGUCUUGUAGUGUGCCCGACAGAAAAUAUUGAAUAUGAUAGACUGAUUGAGAACGAAUAUUUAGGUCUGAAAAAUGGGAUAUUGGAUCAGUCUGCAAUAUUGUUAUCAAGCUAUGGCUGUUUGACCUGCAUGAAUUGCAAGAAAACUCUUGACAAUAAUAAUAGACCACAUGUGCAGACCAUAAAUCACAAACUGAUACCAUCUCCAAAGGUGCAAAAUAAUCAUGAAGGAGAGUUAGGUAAUGCAUUCAAGCUAUUGCUGGCCUUUUCAGGUCUGAAACAGGCAUUGACAACAAAUCCCGGAUAUAAUAGGCGAGUUGCGGAGUGUCAAGAGGCUGCACAAAUUCUGCUGCAAGCUUCGGGGAAUGAAGAGGAGGAACCUGUUCUAUCAAACGUUAAGCCAGAAGUUUUUGAAGCCCAUAAGAGCAAAUUAGAACCCAACCUUGCUAAACGAGCAGAGCAUUAUUUCUCUGAAAAUGAGAGAGUUCAGAAAGGACUUGAGGCUUGGGCUUCCGGAAACCUUAAAGAAUUCGGAGAGCUUAUUACAGCUUCUGGUCUAAGUUCUAUUCAAAACUAUGAAUGUGGUUGUGAACCACUUAUACAGCUAUAUGAGGUUCUUCUAAAGGCUCCUGGUGUACUUGGGGCACGGUUCAGUGGUGCGGGAUUCCGAGGUUGCUGUCUUGCAUUUGUAGAUGCAGAUAGAGCGGAAGAAGCCGCAACGUUUGUCAAGGACGAGUACUGUAAGCUCCAGCCUGAGUUAGCAAGCCAUCUCAACCAAGGACCGGCUGUAUUGAUAUGCGAUGCAGGUGACUCUGCACGCGUGAUCAGCAACACUUUGAGUUAGCUAAACGAGUAAACGUACGCAGGUUCCUAUUUCUAGCUCCACGAUAUUCCAUUUUUUGAAUCUAUUCUUCUCAGAUGAUUUGUAUUGUUGUACCAUGUUGGUUCCCUAUUAUUUUAUUUUCCACAUUGAUUUCUUGUAUAUUAAUUUGGACGCUGGAGAAGGAUUCCAUCAAUAAAUUGUAUUGGUUUCCAUUGCUGAA
Molecule: messenger RNA, 1857 nt
Organism: Lycium barbarum (goji berry)
Lineage: Eukaryota; Viridiplantae; Streptophyta; Magnoliopsida; Solanales; Solanaceae
Product: galacturonokinase-like
Exons: 14
Coding region: 288-1658 (456 amino acids)
Biological process (GO): galactose metabolic process
Cellular component (GO): cytoplasm; cytosol
Molecular function (GO): galactokinase activity; ATP binding
Source: RefSeq, a predicted model, not a curated record